AUGGGCUCGGUGCUGCCGGCCUCUUCCUCGUCCCGCCCGUCGGAGCGGAAGUCGCGCAGGCCCGCUCAGCAUCCCGGCGGCGCCGCCGGUCCCGUCCUGUCGGAAGUGAUCACGUCGGACGUGGUGCACAGCUUCCUGUACGGACGCUGGAGGCGCGUGCACGGCGAGCAGCAGCUCUCGCACGACGCCGCGGGCACGAGCGCGAGCCCCAAAACCGCGUUCACGGCAGAGGUGCUCGCGCAGUCCUUCUCCGGAGAGGUGCAGAAGUUGUCGAGUUUGGUUCUUCCCAGCGAGGUGAUCAUUGCGCAAAGUUCUGUUCCAGGAGAAGGUCUCGGGAUCUUCUCGAAGACCUGGAUCAAGGCGGGAACCGAGAUGGGCCCGUUUACCGGGCGUCUGGUUUCUCCGCAACACGUUGACUUCUACAAGAACAACAACCUCAUGUGGGAGGUGUUCGACGUGGACGGCGGCGUGCGUUUCUUCGUGGACGCCAGCCAGGAGGAGCAACGCAGCUGGAUGACGUACAUCAAGUGCGCCCGCAACGAGCACGAGCAGAACCUGGAAGUGGUGCAGCUCGGAACCGCCAUCUUCUACAAGGCGCUGCAGACCAUCCCCCCUGACCAGGAGCUGCUGGUCUGGUACGGAAAUUCCCACAACACCUUCCUGGGAAUUCCCGGAAUUCCGGGGGGCGACGACGAGCACGCAAAGAAGAGCAAGAGCGAUGACUCCCACGGCCGCGAAGGCUCGUCGUCCUCGACGUCGGGGUCGGGAUCGGGCAGCCCGGGCCGCAUGCGCUGCGUCAUCUGCCGCCGCGGCUUUAACUCUCGCAGCAACCUGCGCUCGCACAUGCGCAUCCACACGCUGGACAAGCCGUUCGUGUGUCGCUUCUGCAACCGCCGCUUCAGCCAGUCGUCCACGCUGCGCAACCACGUGCGCCUGCACACGGGCGAGCGGCCGUACAAGUGCCACGUGUGCCAGUCGGCCUACUCCCAGCUGGCCGGUCUGCGCGCCCACCAGAAGAGCGCCAGGCAUCGCCCGGCUGGCGGAGUUGCCACCGGAGUCGCCGGUCCCGGAAGGGCGCCGCUUCUGGUGCAUGACGACCGCUCGCCUCCGCCGCAUCCCGCCUCGCUGGUCCGCCACAUUCCCGCCGUGGUGCUCUAG
This is a messenger RNA of Phycodurus eques (leafy seadragon), 1158 nucleotides long. RefSeq names its product PR domain zinc finger protein 12-like. Lineage: Eukaryota; Metazoa; Chordata; Actinopteri; Syngnathiformes; Syngnathidae. The transcript has 6 exons. The record is from RefSeq and is a predicted model, not a curated record. Gene Ontology annotation, molecular function: histone methyltransferase binding. Bases 1 to 1158 code for a protein of 385 amino acids. Gene Ontology annotation, cellular component: nucleus. Gene Ontology annotation, biological process: neurogenesis.